GUCUCCGAGCGGCAGUCUGUUUCUGGAUUAGCGCCACAGUUCCCACACUUGCCCCGCCAUCCACACACACAUGAAAACCCCCUGGCGCUCCAAAUUUCCGUCUCGCAACAACUCCAGAUUCCGCAGCUUUCUCGCCAACGACGCAAAAAACCACACCUUUCGAAGAAAUUCUAAAGGAAGACGGUCAAAAUGUCCAAGAUCACCGUCGCCGGUGUGCGUCAGAACGUUGCUGAGCUGCUCGACUACAGCAACAACACGAAGAAGCGCAACUUCCUGGAGACUGUUGAGCUCCAGAUUGGCCUCAAGAACUAUGACCCCCAGCGUGACAAGCGGUUCUCGGGCACCGUCAAGCUGCCGACCAUCCCCCGCCCGAACAUGAGCAUCUGCAUUCUGGGUGACCAGCACGAUAUCGACCGUGCCAAGCACGGCGGUGUCGAUGCCAUGAGCGCCGACGACCUGAAGAAGCUCAACAAGAACAAGAAGCUCAUCAAGAAGCUGGCUCGCAAGUACGACGCCUUUAUCGCUUCCGACGCCUUGAUCAAGCAGAUCCCCCGUCUGCUGGGUCCUGGUCUCUCCAAGGCCGGCAAAUUCCCCACCCCCGUCUCGCACGCCGACGACCUCUCCAACAAGAUCAACGAGGUCAAGUCGACGGUCAAGUUCCAGCUGAAGAAGGUGCUGUGCAUGGGUGUCGCUGUCGGCAACGUCGGCAUGACCCAGGAGCAGCUGGUCGCCAACAUCAUGCUGGCCAUCAACUACCUGGUCUCGCUGCUGAAGAAGGGCUGGCAGAACGUGGGUAGCCUGACCAUCAAGGCUACCAUGUCGCCUCCCAAGCGCCUCUACUAAGCGGGGUGGUGGAUGCGUGAACAAAAAUGCCUAGGGGUCGGUCUCAACUCGGCGGGGCAAAGCACGGAAGCAUCGAUAACUGAGGUGGUUAGUCGUUGCUUCGUCAUGGCUACCAUGCCAGUCUAAUCGUCUCCAACUCGUUGGGGCCGAUGGGAAGGAUUGGGAUCGUCCUCGGGCACACAGGGCGUAGCACGAUAGCAUUAUUAAUGAUAUCAAUGUUUGCUCUGUGAAUGAUGUCCAUGGUGUUAGAUUACCUAG
Thermothielavioides terrestris NRRL 8126 is the source of this 1101-nucleotide messenger RNA. RefSeq names its product 60S ribosomal protein L1. Bases 190 to 843 code for a protein of 217 amino acids. Gene Ontology annotation, molecular function: structural constituent of ribosome; RNA binding. Gene Ontology annotation, cellular component: large ribosomal subunit. The record is from RefSeq and is a predicted model, not a curated record. The transcript has 4 exons. Gene Ontology annotation, biological process: translation. NCBI's taxonomy places the organism in Eukaryota, Fungi, Ascomycota, Sordariomycetes, Sordariales, Chaetomiaceae.